AUGACGAUUCAAGUCGACGCCGCCGGUCCGUCUUCGCUGGAGAUUCAGCAAUCGUCGCCGCAGCAAGGCAAGGCGCCGAUCAGAGUGAUCAUCGCGGUGGCUGCGAUAGCCGCCGGAGUCCAAUUCGGGUGGGCACUACAGCUCUCCCUCCUAACCCCAUACGUUCAGCUCCUCGGAGUUCCCCACACUUGGGCGGCGUUCGUGUGGCUCUGCGGCCCAAUCUCCGGCCUCCUCGUCCAGCCGAUCGCCGGAUACUACAGCGACCACUGCAAAUCCCGAUUCGGGCGGCGCCGCCCCUUCAUCGCCGCCGGAGCCGCCCUCGUCGCCGUCGCGGUUUUUCUGAUCGGAUUCGCCGCCGACAUCGGGGUCGCCAGCGGCGACCCGCUCGGGAAGGCUCCGAAGCCGAGAGCCACCGCCGUGUUCGUCGUCGGAUUCUGGAUCCUCGACGUCGCUAACAACAUGUUGCAGGGGCCGUGCAGGGCUUUGCUGGCGGAUCUAUCCGGCGGAGAAGCGCGGAGGAUGAGUACAGCAAACGCGCUCUUCUCCUUCUUCAUGGCAGUCGGAAACAUCCUCGGCUACGCCGCCGGCUCCUACACCCACCUCUACCGCAUCCUCCCCUUCUCCAAAACCACCGCCUGCGAAGACUACUGCGCCAAUCUCAAAACCUGCUUCAUCAUCGCCAUCUGCCUCCUCCUCACCACCACCGUCCUCGCCCUCCUCUUCGUCACCGAAUCCCCCCACAAGCCCGCUGCAGAGCCAGAUCCCGCAAAGAAGAAGCAGAUCCCGGUGUUCGGGGAAUUAUUCACCGCGCUGAAGGGGCUUCCUCGCCCAAUGUGGAUCGUGAUGCUCGUGACAGCAUUCAAUUGGGUCGCGUGGUUCCCUUUCCUCCUCUUCGAUACCGAUUGGAUGGGGAAAGAGGUGUACGGUGGCACAGUGGGAGUGGGCACGCUCUACGACCAGGGCGUCCACGCUGGCGCGUUGGGGCUGAUGAUCAACUCGGUCGUGCUGGCGUUCGCCUCGCUCGGGGUGCAGUUCCUGUCCAAGGGGUACGUUGGGGUUAAGAAGAUUUGGGGUGGCGCAAAUUUCCUCCUUGCCAUCGGCUUGGCUAUGACCGUCGUCGUGACCAAGUCCGCCCAGGGCUCGCGCCACCAUGGCCCCGAUGGCGUGCUGCUGAAGCCGGACUCUGGGGUUAAGAUUGGGGCUUUGGCGAUCUUCGGGUUCCUUGGAAUCCCUCUGGCGGUGACUUUCAGUAUCCCUUUCGCUCUGGCGUCGAUUUUCUCUAGCGAUUCCGGGUCUGGACAAGGUCUAUCACUUGGACUUCUAAACCUUGCAAUUGUUAUUCCACAGAUGUUUGUUUCUGUCUUGAGUGGUCCAUGGGAUGCCCUCUUUGGCGGCGGAAACAUACCGGCAUUCAUCGUUGGAGCAGUGUCCGCAGUCGUUAGCGGUGUUUUGGCCCUGACUAUGCUCCCGUCGCCGCCUACCGGUGCCUUGACAAAUGUGAGUGGCGGAGGGGGUCACUAGCUACCAAAUUCAGCAUCUUGUGAUUCUUAUCAUCAUAUACAUUCACCUUCAAAUUAAAUUGGGACUUUAAAAUUUUUUUGCCCAAAUUAUUUUUU
Salvia splendens (bonfire salvia) is the source of this 1616-nucleotide messenger RNA. Its product is annotated as sucrose transport protein. Gene Ontology annotation, molecular function: sucrose:proton symporter activity. Bases 1 to 1521 code for a protein of 506 amino acids. Gene Ontology annotation, biological process: sucrose transport; transmembrane transport. The record is from RefSeq and is a predicted model, not a curated record. The transcript has 4 exons. NCBI's taxonomy places the organism in Eukaryota, Viridiplantae, Streptophyta, Magnoliopsida, Lamiales, Lamiaceae. Gene Ontology annotation, cellular component: plasma membrane; vacuole.